This is a messenger RNA of Oreochromis aureus, 426 nucleotides long. RefSeq names its product solute carrier family 12 member 6-like. Lineage: Eukaryota; Metazoa; Chordata; Actinopteri; Cichliformes; Cichlidae. Bases 1 to 426 code for a protein of 141 amino acids. The record is from RefSeq and is a predicted model, not a curated record. The transcript has 3 exons.
AUGCUGGGAAACAGAACUAUCAACGCCCAUGAUGUUGUUGACAACCACUAUAGUAAAACUGUCCUGGUUAAAGUUCCAGCUGAGAAAUUAGACAGCAACUUCACGAUUAACGAAAACAGCACAGUGGGCCCCACCUUUGACCCCAGCCAUGUCCCAGAGGUGAUGGUGGAGAAGACCACACAUCUUUGGAAGUUAUUUUGCCAUAACUCACAGCUCAACGCCACCUGUGACGAAUACUUCACUUCAAACAACUUCUCUGAGAUUAAAGGGAUCCCCGGACUGACUAGUGGGGCCAUAUCAGGAAUCAUGGCCGGCUCCAAACGGGUCGAGGAUUUAAAGAUGCUCAGCGCUCCAUCCCCAUCGGAACUCAUCCUCGCCAUCCUCACCACCUCUUUAGUCUGUAUCCUCAUCGGACGGUUUGAGUGA